AUGAAUAACACCAUCAAAAACUCUCUUGACAAUAACAUUCCAAAGCGAAAGUGCAUGACACCCACCUGUAACAUAGACCCUCUCAAACAUUACUCCAGUGCCAUAAGAGCUACCAAGAGAGCAAUUAAUGCAUCAAAAAACAAUAACAGUGAAGAUGUCUUCUCAAGACUUCCAGCCAUCACCUCAUCAGCUUUACAAAAAAUUACCAGUAAUCGUCCCUGCACCAAAGAUCUUCAAAAACUGCUGAAAACUUUAAUCAAGGAAAAAUUAUUUAAAUUAAAUGAUAUUAUUAUUCAAGAAGUACAAAAGGCCUGA
This is a messenger RNA of Acaulospora colombiana, 315 nucleotides long. The record is from the annotation of a GenBank genome assembly. Lineage: Eukaryota; Fungi; Glomeromycota; Glomeromycetes; Diversisporales; Acaulosporaceae.